UUUGGAUAAUAUAGAGUUACAUUUGUUUAUAUAUCUAUAUAGAAAUAAAGGAGAGAGAGGUCUAAUUUGGUUUGUGGUUUAUAAUUAGAUAGGGAUAUGGGGAGGGGAAGAGUGGAGCUGAAGAGGAUAGAGAACAAGAUAAACAGGCAGGUUACUUUUGCAAAGAGGAGGAAUGGGUUGCUGAAGAAAGCCUAUGAACUCUCUGUGCUCUGUGAUGCUGAGGUUGCUCUCAUCAUCUUCUCUAACCGUGGCAAGCUCUAUGAGUUCAGUAGCAUCUCUAACAUGCUCAAGACAUUGGACAGGUAUCAAAAGUGCAGCUAUGGAGCGGUGGAAGUCAACAAACCUGCCAAGGAGCUCGAGAGCAGCUACAGGGAGUACUUGAAAUUGAAAGCUAAAUUUGAGUCCCUGCAACGAACUCAGAGGAACCUUCUUGGGGAGGACUUGGGACCUCUGAACACCAAGGAGCUUGAGCAGAUUGAGCGUCAGUUAGAGUCAUCGCUGAAGCAAGUUCGGUCCACUAGGACCCAGUUUAUGCUUGACCAGCUUUCUGAUCUUCAAAACAAGGAACAAUUGCUGCUAGAAGCUAACAGAGCUUUGACAAUAAAGCUGGAUGAGAUAAGUGCAAGGAAUAGCCUUCGAUCAUCGUGGGAAGGCGGUGAGCAAAGUAUGUCAUAUGGACAGCAGCAUCCUCAAUCUCAGGAGCUAUUCCAGCCAUUAGAAUGCAAUCCCACAUUGCAAAUAGGCUACAACCCUGUAGGUACAGACCAGAUGAAUGCCACAACUCAUGCCCAGCAAGUCAAUGGGUUCAUCCCAGGAUGGAUGCUUUGAGUUUUGUGCAUGCUCUUUUGCUGCUUUAUUGCUCAUAAGACUUGGGUGAUAUGCUUUUGCUUUCUGGUUGUUUUGGCAAAUAUGUAAAUGAUUUCAAGGGCAUAUGCACUUUCCAUAUAUGAAACCUUUUAGCCAUGGAACCAAACAGGCAUGUAAGUUCAUAAAUGUUUGCUACAACUCCUGACUUAAUUAUCUCUUUCACCUGCUAA
Molecule: messenger RNA, 1037 nt
Organism: Manihot esculenta (cassava)
Lineage: Eukaryota; Viridiplantae; Streptophyta; Magnoliopsida; Malpighiales; Euphorbiaceae
Product: agamous-like MADS-box protein MADS2
Exons: 8
Coding region: 97-828 (243 amino acids)
Biological process (GO): positive regulation of transcription by RNA polymerase II
Cellular component (GO): nucleus
Molecular function (GO): protein dimerization activity; DNA-binding transcription factor activity, RNA polymerase II-specific; RNA polymerase II cis-regulatory region sequence-specific DNA binding
Source: RefSeq, a predicted model, not a curated record